GGAGCCGCCGCCGUCGCCGUCGCCGCUCUGCCGCCGCCACCACCGCUACCGAGGCCGUGCGGAGCCGUUAUCGCCGCGCCGCCCGCCCCGGAGCAGAGCCCCGGGCCUUCCCGCCCGUGUUCAGAAGAUCUCCUUCUCAUGCUGUGUGGCCCGGUUCAGAGCACAAACACCGCUUGAAGCUGCCUCCAACUGCCAAGGCUUCUCCACCUCCUCCAGAAUCAACUGUUCCUGAUUUUUAAGUAAUACCAUGUCUAAUGGUUAUGAAGACCACAUGGCCGAAGACUGCAGGGAUGAUAUUGGGAGAACGAAUUUAAUUGUCAACUACCUCCCUCAGAACAUGACCCAGGAGGAACUACGGAGUCUAUUCAGCAGCAUUGGCGAGGUUGAAUCUGCAAAACUUAUUCGGGAUAAAGUAGCAGGACAUAGCUUAGGGUACGGCUUUGUGAACUAUGUGACUGCAAAGGAUGCAGAGAGAGCAAUCAGCACGCUGAACGGCUUGAGACUCCAGUCGAAAACCAUUAAGGUGUCAUACGCUCGCCCAAGCUCAGAGGUCAUCAAAGAUGCCAACUUGUACAUCAGCGGGCUCCCGAGGACCAUGACUCAGAAGGAUGUGGAGGACAUGUUUUCUCGGUUUGGGAGAAUCAUCAACUCCAGGGUCCUUGUGGAUCAGACCACAGGUUUGUCCAGAGGGGUUGCGUUUAUCCGGUUUGACAAACGGUCGGAAGCAGAAGAGGCAAUUACCAGUUUCAAUGGUCAUAAACCCCCAGGUUCCUCCGAGCCCAUCACAGUGAAGUUUGCAGCCAAUCCCAACCAGAACAAAAACAUGGCUCUCCUCUCGCAGCUGUACCACUCGCCUGCUAGGCGGUUUGGAGGCCCUGUGCACCACCAGGCGCAGAGAUUCAGGUUCUCCCCUAUGGGUGUAGAUCACAUGAGUGGGAUUUCUGGUGUCAAUGUCCCCGGCAAUGCUUCCUCGGGCUGGUGCAUCUUCAUCUACAACCUUGGGCAAGACGCUGAUGAGGGGAUCCUCUGGCAGAUGUUUGGCCCCUUUGGUGCAGUUACCAAUGUGAAAGUGAUUCGUGAUUUCAACACCAACAAGUGCAAAGGGUUUGGUUUUGUGACCAUGACAAACUAUGAAGAAGCUGCAAUGGCCAUAGCAAGUCUGAACGGCUACCGCCUGGGGGACAAAAUUUUACAGGUUUCCUUCAAAACCAACAAGUCCCACAAAUAACUCGCUCAUGCUUUUCUUUUUUCUUUCCUUUUUUCUUUUUUUGUACGGAAUAGAUAAUUAAGAGUGAAGAAGUUGAAACUUUUUUGUUAGUGUACAACUCAUUUUGCGCCAAUUUUCACAAGUGUUUGUCUUAGUCUAAAUGAGAAGUGCAAAAGGUUUUUAUACUCUGGGAUGCAACCAACAUGUUCAAAUGCUUGAAAUCCCACAAAUGUUAGACCAAUUUUAAGUUUUCUUAAGUUAUUUCCUUUAAAGUAUAUAUUAAACCGAAACCUAAGUAGACUGCAUUGACUAACCAGUCCCUCUGGAUGGUGGUGGAACUGAAGCAUGCUUUAACUUCUAAGACUGUCUAACACCUGUUUCAUUCGAUGUCUCCGCAGACCAGAUUUAAAACAAAACAAAACCUUUUUUUUUUUCUUCUUAGGUUUAGUUUUUAACCUAAAGAUGUUAGACAGAUGGAGUGUGUUUUCUUAACUGCUUCACCAUUUUAAGCAAUUUCUGCUGUAGCUGACAGGAAAUUUGCCCUCCCCAGCAGGUCCCACUGCUGCCUCCUGCCCAGUCAGUCCUGGCUCUGGUGUUGGGAGCAGCAGCAGGGCCCAUAUUCUGUGUGGGCCCUCACCAGGGAGGGGUGAGUUCCCCAUGUUGGGCUGGGUCAGGCCCUCCAGAGGACACGAAGGUGUUUUAUAAGCCCAGGCACCAAUGAGAACGGACCAAAGAGUUUCAGGGCAGCUCCAGUAUAUUCCAGAGUCAGACCUGAGCUCCAGGCAUGCCUGAAGAUGUCCCACUCCUCUGACAUCCUGAGUGUCUGUCCACACAUUGCAUGCAUGGUGCCCACACAUCGGAUACUGUUGUUCAAGUAUCUCAACCUCUCAAGUUUCCAAGACCAUUUAACCUAGCUUGAAUGCACAAUGAUAGCUCUGUUUUUAAUGACACAGAAACAUUUGAGCAUUGUAUUUCUCGCAUCCCUCCUUGUGAGCGCUAGACUUUCUCCGAUCUUAGUCAGAUUUUUGUUUUGAAAUUUUGCUUUUGUAUGGACACUCAGCAGAAAAGUACUUCUUGCCAGUUAUCUAUUAACAAAAACCUUUGAUUUGUAGUUUUAAGGAUUAACCCUCAAAGUUCUCUUCAUAACUGCCUUGACGUUUGGGGUUCUGUUCUGUUAAUUUUCUUUUGCUUUUUUGUGUUUUUUGUUUGUUUUUACUUUUGCAUUUAAGACCAUUAAAUUUGAUUUUGUUUUGCUCGAGUUUUGUUUUGUUUUUUGUUUUACCUUUUCUUUCUUUUUUGGAUAGGGAAGGCACAGACAGCCCAGCAUUCAGGGAGGAGUCUGUCAGACCUUAUAAACACUUGCCUCAAAGUUUAAAAAGCAUUUCUGGAUCUAUGGUGUAGAAACACAGCUGUGGAUCAAUGGUUCUUCACUCGGGAGCUGGUAGGAAAAGUCAGAGGGAUGGCCUUCGGAGCAGAUGAGGCCUGAGCCCUGCAGCCCUCAGAACUGUGCUCGGAUUUUUAUUGGCAUGUGGAGGAAAUGACAACAGGCUAGCUCAGUUACUGGCAGCUCUUCACUUUGAUGUGAGCCUGGAGUGUGUAACAGCAGGCUAGUAUUUAGUUCUUGAUAUCAUGAGAUGACAGCAUUAUUUAUAUAUUUGUUUACUUAUUUAUGUAUUUAGCUAUUUAUUUUGUUUAACUUAUUUAAGUGGAAAACUGAGCAACAAGCACAGCCAUCGCUAAAGCAGGUCAUCGUGUCAAGAAACCCUUGAACAAUUUGUGGCUGCCUAUCCCCUCCCCCUGCCUCCUUUCCCUGACUUCCCUGCAGUGUUCCCCACAUUGAUGACGUUGUCUCAAGUACCAGGGCUUUGUCCCACCCUACGGAAGCCAAGUGCUGCUCGCUCUUUCCCAGAAUUAACCAGCCUGUAGAACCUGAAACCAAAAAGGCCCAUUUGCCCAGAUCUGACCAAAAAAGAGGGGUCACCUGCUCUGUUGCUACAGAGUGCUCCUCCCCAUAGGACCAGAAUGUUCUGGUAAAAUAGGCAUUUCCAGUUUCUCAGGCCAACAUUCUUCUGAGUGAAGGUGGGAUUCCCAAUCUGAGCCUUCCCUGCUUUCUCCUCACUCCUGCAGCCUUAGCUAGUGCCCCAUACCUGAAAGGGACUGUAUCUUUAAAGCACCUGGUGCUCGGAGCCAGCACCUCAGUCACUACCAUCUCCACCCCACAAACACCUAUUUAUUCCAUAGUGAUCAUUCUGACCAGAAGCAUGAGAGGAAAGGGGGAAGUCUUAACAGCUUCUGGUUAAGGUCGCCUCAAGUAGAGUGAAAUUCUCUUUCUGUGUGGUCAACACUGUCUGAACAACAUUCUAGAUAAAAGUCAUAGUGCAUUUCUUUAUGAGCUUUCUUUGUCAGUGUCUAGGAGUUAGCUUUGAAAAGACAUUCCUGAAAGCAAUUUUCAUUCUAUGAAGGGACUACUAGAUGCUGGACCUGAGCUCAAGAGUUCAUGAUGGCUUGUAGAGGCUUGCUAAAAAGGGGACAUUCCAGAAUCCAGAAAUGUGUGUGAUUAAAGCGCUUGCCAAGGAUGAACGAAGCCAUGAGUUCCAUCCCAACACUGGAGAAAAAGUCACAACCCAAGAAACUAUUUCUUAAUUUUUUUUUAAUUACAGAAAUCCAUCCUGUUUUUAUUGAGCAGAAUAAGGGCAUUCCUUGCGUUUGGUAAUCUGAUAAAAAAAAAAUACAGAGUAGGUAAUGUUCAUUCAUCAGAAAUAUGGUUCAGCCAAUACCAAAGAGGCUUUGACUGAGUUCACUUGACCUGUAUGAUUGGCCCUGGUCGUGGGUUAUCUGUUGAGCCACCUCCAGAUCUUCAGCCUACUAGUUGGGUUACCUGUUUUCUUCCUGGAGUGAUUCUCUCUCCCAACUGAAACUUUUCUAGGUAAUGUGCCAAGCCCUCUUGGCUGUGCCUCUGGUUGCAGUGCUGUGACUGUACCCCUCCUCCCUAUACUUAGAUGCUUGCUCAGCUACCAUCUUGCUUGACUAUCGGAGAACCAGACAUCCCUGGGGUGGGGUUAAGGGGUGAUGCCACUAUACUGUGUGGGUUCUGUCUCUCUCGCAGUUGCCUUAACCUUUUGAGAGUCUGCACUUGACAGUAAGUAGUUCAGGAACCCUCCUGACUAUAAGGAGCUAAGACAAGUCUCCUGGCUGGCAUUUAAGGGGAAUCCUGCUGGGUCAGAGAAAUAGAUGAACCUCCAAGACAGUGGCAGGUUAUCUGCCUGGGUUUGCCUCCAAACAGAAGCCAUUUGUCUAUAACAUAACCUGUUGAAAGGAUGUGACCUACUCCAGUCUGGUGUUACAUUUGGAAAUCAAAGUUGAAAUAACUCAGCUCUUCCUAUUAGCAUGAUUUAGCCCAAUUUUAUCUCUUGAUGUUUUGUGCAGCCAGCUUUCCUCUAUUGGAUGAAAGAAAAUAUGAAUAAGCUGAAAGGAGCCUCUGCCUUCUCCAUCCCAACACAUUAACCCCUUCCUAUCUUCCCAGGAACUGCCUCACCUACUGGGACCUAAGUUAGCUCCUGAGGAAAGACCUCUGGGGUUCAUCACACUCAAGAAGUCAGGAAUUCUAUUUCCAAACUUCCCUAGAGCACCCCAAAGUCAUGAACGCUUACUGUUGAGUAGCAUUGAUGAUUUGACAUAUUCUUAGGGGAGCAAUAGAGCAUGCAUUUCCAUCCUAAAUAAGGACUCCCCCCACCCCCCACCCCCACCUUUGACCUUUAAUAAUGAUUGUAUUACAUUUUCCCAUAACCUUUUGCUGAUGUGGUUCAAUUUCUUUUUCUCAGUCAUGAAAAUAUUUAUUACUUAUUUAUUACUUGUAAGUCACCAGCUGCCAAGUAUCCGCAUUAGGCUGAUGGAGACUUUGAGAGGACUGUGCUUUUCUGUUCCCUUCCCCAGAAGAGAAGGCUGGUUGGUUGGUGGAGGCCACCUCUCUUCCCACAUGCUGUUUUCCCUCACAGUGGCUUGCUUUGGGGGAGGGGAGGGCUUCUACCAGCUGAUUCCCGUGUUGUACACUAGAUGGCUAGACAUUUUUGUAUAUUAGUGUGUUUUAAGUUAUUGAUUUGUUUUAUAUGAAAUAAUUUAUUUUUCAGGUACCAUUUUUUUUUCAUUUUAACUUUGUUUUUACAUGGGUUUGUUUUCAAUAAAGUCUGACACUGCUGUCCAAAGUCAACAAUAAAGUGAAUCCCAUUGUGUUCUUUUUAGGAUGUUUAUGUAACUAGCCUUUAAAAGUAAUUUUCAGAAAAGGAAAGAUAGGGACAAAGCCCUCACCUGUUCCCUUCCCAGUUUGCCUUUUCCCACUACUUUAAAUCCUUGUGAAUAAAUGUUCUUCAGUGUUUUAGGAAGAAGAAGCAAACCUAGAUUUUGAUAAUUCAGAAGAUUUCAGAUUAAUGAAGCUUUGAAAGAACCAUUUUUCGAAAUUUAGUGACGUGUGAAUAUUUUUUGUCAAUGGCUUUCUCAAAGAGAAUGAAACUUUUGCACCAUUUUCAGAGUUUUUAUAGAGAUGCCAAAUUGAUAUAUUUACAUGUAAUGGAAACAUGAAAAAAAGUUUUAUUAAACAAUUGUUCAUAGCUGUGUAGACAUUUUAAUUCAGUUUCCAAAGCUCUUCAAAAGCGUAUUUUGGAGGUAUGGGGCGUUAACUGAUGAUUCCAAAUGAGUCAGUUUGUCCGAAUACUCAGUUCCUUUGCAGGUGUCAGGUUUGUGCUAAACACUGUAUGUUACCAGUGACUGGAAUUCUGUGAUAUUUUGGUAAUAAAUGAAGUGGGAUCAUUGA
Messenger RNA from Peromyscus californicus insignis, 6014 nucleotides. It is a transcript of the gene Elavl1, whose product is annotated as ELAV like RNA binding protein 1. The coding region runs from base 248 to 1228 and encodes 326 amino acids. The transcript has 7 exons. Gene Ontology annotation, cellular component: ribonucleoprotein complex. NCBI's taxonomy places the organism in Eukaryota, Metazoa, Chordata, Mammalia, Rodentia, Cricetidae. Gene Ontology annotation, molecular function: RNA binding. The record is from RefSeq and is a predicted model, not a curated record.